CCCAAAUCACAAACUGCAAAGUUCACCUUUAACAGGACGACCCGAGGCUGUGGUCCCAUUGAAUUCAGACUAGCUAGCAAGUGCAACAUGAGUGCCUUGAGUUACCUACACCACCCACCAACAGUGCCUCGUCAGUACGUUACCAUCAAUGAUCUCAUAAAGAAAAACGCAGCUUUAGUACCAAAUACCGAGGCCUUUGUCUACCGGCCGGUCCAUGGCCCACGACAGAGCAUCACCUACGCGGACCUGUACGAUAGAGCAAGAGGAGUGGCACAGUUUCUGCUAGCCUCGGGGGUACAGCGACAGGACAGGGUCGGAUUGUUUGGUCCUAACACGUUGUCCAGAGUUGUGGCGGAAUUCGGUAUCCUUUUGUCUGGGGCUGUUGUCCUUCAACUCAACAUUGAAUUCAAAAAUGCCAGUGAUGCAGUCGACAUUUUAGACAAGAGUGAUUGUCACGUGCUAUUUACGGAUCCAGGUAUCAACGAUAGUUUACUUCCCAUUGUUGAAUCACUGGAAACCGCUGAUGAAAAUGUUCAACAGCGUCGGAAGUACAUAUUUUUGCGGGAAAGCAAUUCCUCCAAACUUGUCUUUACAGUCAUCGAUGACAUCCCAAAACAAGCUGAUGUUCGCACUGUCUUACCGGAGGUGUACCCAGAAGACGACGCUUUGGUGUUCACUACUUCCGGUAGUACAGGGAAGCCAAAAAUGGCAGUGCAUGGUCACUUUUCUUUGACAUCUGCAUUGGGUGCAAGGAAAGUAAAUACUUGCCAAAGAAGUAUUUUAUAUAACGAUCGUCCCUUCUGCUGGAUCGGUGGAACGGUGAUGAUGGCAAGUUUGCUCGGAAAUACACAUAUCUUCACUGACUCAACACUUGGAACAACAGGUAGGGGAAUCAAGAAGAUCUGGACUAUUUUAAAGGAAGAGAGUGUCACGUAUGCAUUCAUAUUGCCAUACUGUAUUCGCGAUUUGAUUACCGAGAAGGACAGUAUUCCUGAUGAUGGAUACAGGUUGGAAAGAAUAACAACAAGCGGCCAGAUCAUUGAUAACUUCUUCACUCAGGUGGUCGGCAGAUUCUGUAAAAAACUCAUUAUCGGAUACGGCUCGUCUGAAGCUGGUGGUAUGGCGUUUUCGGAAUUAAACGAGGGUGAUGUUCUUGAGACGGGAAGAGUAGGUCCUCCGGUCCCAGGAGUAGAAGUUAGAAUUGUGGAUGAAGAUGGAUGCCCCGUCACAACUGGACAGCAGGGAAAUAUUCAGGUUAGGAGUACCUUCCUUAUGAAGCGGUAUCACGCAGAUACAACUAUGACGGAUGCCGUAUUUACUUCUGACAGACCACCCUGGUUAAAAACAGGAGAUGUCGGAUUACUGACGUCAUCGGGAGAUAUCAUCGUACGGGGAAGAAUGACGGAAAAUAUUUCCCGUGGGGGCCGGAAGAUACUUCCAAAUGCUGUGGAUGAUGUUCUUAAGAAAGUGGUUGGUAUAAAUCAAGUGGCUACUGUGGCUGUACCAGAUACCCGGAUGUAUGAAGAAGCGUGUGUCUGCUAUGUGGCAUCUGACCUGACUCCUAAACACGUGCAAAGUUACUGUGAAAAUCACUACGUCGACAAAGACUCGUUAGAUGGCAUGGGAUAUAUGCCUAAAUAUUUCCUCAGGUUUGAUGAAUUCCCGUUUUUACACACAGGCAAGACCGACAAAGUCAAACUGAAAAAUGAAGCUGCACGACGUCUGAAGCUCGUUGAACAGUAGAGGUCGUCUUUGGAAACUACAUACAAUAGAUAAUCGGAAGAUUAGAUAAAUUUGAACGACUGUACAAUGGAAACUCUUUACUCGUGUAAACAGGUGCUGAUGUAGCAGGAACCGACAGAUUCGGCAAAAACAUACACCUGCUGUAUCUCAUUGCAUGUUGUAAAAGGCGAUUAUUGUGGGGGCCCGGGAAGAGGAUGAGGGGGUGGGGGGUCCUUCUGUGUCUUCUUCAAAGGAGACAAUGAUGAAGUCGAAAUUCAAGAAUUAUCUGGUAGCCCCGUUGCAAACUUUUGGAAGCUUUAUAUUGCUUAGGAUUUUUGGGUUUCUCGUAAAAUCUUAUACUUUUGGCCUUAGUGUUGAACGAUCGCCCAAGUGGGGUAGGCUGUGUGAUCUGUCCCCAACCCGGGACUUACAAUAUAUAUAUAAUGAUUUAUCCAGUUUUUCCAGUAAACAUACAUUUCAGUAUACCAUAUUUGAUAGGAUACUUGUAUACUGUGUAUUGUGUAAAAAAAAAAUAUUGUGCCCUUUCAUUAUGAUUUCACUGUAUCGGAAACUUACGAUGUUGGUGUAUUUCAGUGUAAAAUGCUGUCUCCUAUGAUAUAAUGUCAUUUUGUCGUACUGCACGAUUAAUGAGUUAUCACGUAUGCCACUGUACAAUAUGCAUCUUAUUGCAUUGGACUAUUAUCGUAAACAUGUAUCAUUGUAAAUUUGUAAUAUACUGUACAAUUUGUAUGUCUACUCCGAUGUGUCUUACACAAGGAAUCAAACAAUCUGAAUCUGACAUACCAAUGUUCUUAAAAAUGGGAGUUGUUAUUUCCUGCUUAACGUUAACUGACAACUGGUGAACCAGUUGUUGCCAAAAUCCUAAAUGCUUAACGUUAAGCAGUGAAUAACAACUACCUUUUUAAGAAUGUUUGGUAUGUCCCGACAUUAACACGGCAGCAAAUAUUUUCGCGUAGAAGAGUUCCAACUCAGAUUUGUUUUUGGCCGUCUCCCUUUUAUUUAAAGCAACACAAAAUGAACUCAAUGGCACGAAGACAUUUUCCUUGCUAUUGUAUUAUAAAGUUCUUUAGUAACAACACCGGUAAAAUGAGUUGAUCGGGUGCAUCUCUUGAGUGCCAAUGUUUUUAAUUUCCCUGUGCGGCAGUAUUUUUAGGGAAUAUAUUACCUGUUGGUAUUCUGAUAUAGUUAUAACCGAUACGUUUUUUGUACUUUUUUGUCAGUUAGUUGUUUUGCGAUAUUAAUUAUGAUAUUGAUUUAGCUGACAUCGUAAUUGUUCAUAAAUUGUAUUCCAUACAAUACUAUAUAUACUAUGCAGCAAUAUGGGUUAUUCGUAUUUCCCCACUUCACUUAGUUAGUAUCCAAAGUAUUCAAUUACAAAGAAAGAAGUCAUCAGUUUGUAACUUCUAAUUUUUGAAAUUCAUAAAUUUAAGGGUUUUACGCACCUGCCCAUCUGUUUCAACAGGUGGUUACACAAUUUGGAUUUCAAACUUUUGGGCUCCUAGCAUCACCGAUGAGUCCCAGAGGGACAAAACAUCUGGCGUACUGUACAGUUGGGAGCAAACUUAACUUCCUUUUAUAAGCAGUCAUUUCUACCUUAUGUUAUAGACCAAUGGAAUAGUCUUCCACAAAAUGUGCAAUCAAUUCCGUCUACAUCUGCUUUAAAAUCUGAUCUUAGUUUAAACAAUAGUUUCUUUCAUCACUUGCACACUACAUUACAAUACAGUACAGUACUCUAGUAUAGUUGCAGCAAUUUACAUGGACAUUUAAACACAUCAUUGAUGAGACGGACAAAACAUCAUUUAAAUAAUGAAAAAAUAGUAGUUAUACAUUAUUUGAUUCGUAGUAAAAGACAUUGACAACGAGUUGUUACUUAGUAAAGAAUAAAAAGAAAAUUGAUUGAUAAAGAUUCCUAGGGAAUCACAUAGAAAUAGUUACCUCGGUGGUGUAAAGGAAAACUAAUUUAGAUAUGCAAUAGCCAUUAAAAUUUGCUGCUGUUGACGAUAAAGUUCUGCACGGAAAUGAAUAUUUCUGCAUUUUCCCUAUCAUUUAGUGGGGAAUCACGCCAUAAAAGAACAUCUACAUUGUCGUGAAUAUUGUAUUUUAAGAUUAUAUCAGAUAAGUACUGCUGUCUGUUACGAGAAUAACUAACACAAGUAAAUAAAAAAUGAAAGUUGUCCUCUAUCAGAAAGCCACAAACACAACAAGCUGAGUCAGAAAGGUUUUUGUUGAAUAAAUGUUGGUUUAAUGAGCUACAUUUAAGUCGGAGUCUAGCAUGAAGUAUUUGACCUUUGCGAUUACCAGUAUCAAAAUAGUUUGGUGCAUGUCUGAUACUGUUAUUAUCAAGAUGUGUUUUUAGUACCUUAACUGAUGAAAAUUCUCUAAUAUUUAGCGGUAGUUCAUUCCAGAGGCGAAUUGAAGAAGGUAAAAAAGAAUCAUUACAUAAGUGUGUUCGUGUUUGUAUAGUCUGAUGUAGGUCGGAUCUUCUUGUAUUAUAUGUAUGAUUGUCGGAAAUUCAUGAAGGGACUAGAGAAGAUAGAUAGUUCGGCGAUAUUUUGUUGACCAUUUUAUGAUACUGUAUUAAUUUGUGUUUUUUACGACGAUCUGCUAGUUUUUCCCAUUUGGUGUCUCUAUAUAGAAGUUCUAUAUUAGAUAAUUUGGUACUCCCUGUAACGAUUCUGGCUGCCUCUAGUUGCACACUUUCUAAUUUCUCACUUAGAUAAUUUGGUAUAUUGUCCCAGACUAUGUCAGCGUAUUCCAGAAUUGGUCUAACAAAUGAUAAAUACAUUAUUUGUAAAGAAUUUCUAUCAAGUUUGAAUUUCAAUUUUUUUAAUACAUUUAGACGUUUUGAAGCAGAUUCUAUCAUAUGAUUUAUAUGAACAUGCCAUGAAAGAUUUGACGAAAACAAAACACCAAGAUGUUUGUGACUAGACACUUCAGAAAUAACACUAGUAUUUAAGUAAAGAUCACCAUGGUCAGGUUUCAAAACUUUACGACUAAUAAGUAAACUUUCGGUUUUGUUUGGAUUAAAAGUUACCAGCCAUUUAUCAGCCCAUUCUUGAAUAGUAUUAAAAUUAUUAUUUAACAUAUUUCUAGCCACCUUGGGAUCGCCCACUAUUAUGUAAAGAGAUUAUCGUCUGGCAAAAAGUUUAACUUUACAUCUAAGAUUAACAAUAAUAUCGUUUAUGUAAACAACAAAUAAUAUUUGCCCAAGUAUUGAUCCCUGCGGAACACCUGCCGUAAUAUUUUUGAGAUCUGAAAACUUCCCGAAAACUUGCUUUCUGUUGUCCAGAUAACUUUCAAACCAUUUGAUAAUUUUAUCCGAUAAACCCGCUAAUUUCAGCUUGUAUAUCAACCCUUCAUGCCAAACUCUGUCGAACGCUUUAUCUUGACAAGCAACAUUCUAAGAAAACGCCUAUCUAACGUUGGUACCCGCAAGGGCCAAAUAGAUCACGCACGACUACGAAUGGAGUGUAGCUCCUUAAAUGGUCAUUAUCUCCAUUAUGCAUGUGCGAUGAAGUCGAAGACAAUAAACAUUUAUUAUUGGAAUGUAACAGGUACGAUCAAAUAAGAAGACCCUACCUACAAUGUUUGCCCCAUAAUAUUACUUUAUAACUGAAUAAUAUGACGUGAACUUGUACGAUAUAUAUCUCACCCCAACCACCUUACUCUAAGGAAGUUUAAACUAUUGGUAUUUCCAUUAAUUAUUGGUAUAUAUAUAUAUGCGUGUGUUGUGUGUAUGAAUGGUGUUAUGACGUACUGAAUAUAUUAGUUGCUGUUUAAUAUACUUGGUGAUAGGUUACAUAGGUGUCUGUGACACUUGUUCCUACGUCCCUUUGUCUUCUCUGUUCAUUGUAAUAACAUGCUUGAACUGAAAUAAUAAAAGAAAGUUUGAACUAAACUUAAAUUGGUAGUCUAGUGCACUAGAGUUAACAAGAAAAGUGAACUCCAGUUCAGUAGCUUGGGCACUCGAAUGAACACUGAAGUGAACUGGAGUUCACAUCGAUGUGCACUGGAGUUAACUACAGUUCACAAGGUAAUUUUCUGUAUCAUAUUAUGUCUGACCUUUUCAUCAGUUUUCUCCCCUCCCGUCUGCUUGACAAAUCAAUAAAUCUUUGAAUAUUAUAUAUUACCUAUCUUUCCCAAAAAUGUUACAGGUACAGUUACAUGUACAUGUGGGUGUAUUACGUUCAUCUACCAUGUGGAAUGGUAAUACAAUAUCAUAUUGGUGUAGGUAAGACCUUUAAUUCAGGAGCUAAUCAUUGUUUUCAUCUUUUUGUGAUCACAU
Mizuhopecten yessoensis (Yesso scallop) is the source of this 6028-nucleotide messenger RNA. RefSeq names its product acyl-CoA synthetase family member 2, mitochondrial-like. The record is from RefSeq and is a predicted model, not a curated record. The transcript is spliced from 2 exons. The coding region runs from base 88 to 1743 and encodes 551 amino acids. Lineage: Eukaryota; Metazoa; Mollusca; Bivalvia; Pectinida; Pectinidae.